Molecule: messenger RNA, 1152 nt
Organism: Ctenocephalides felis (cat flea)
Lineage: Eukaryota; Metazoa; Arthropoda; Insecta; Siphonaptera; Pulicidae
Product: SET domain-containing protein SmydA-8-like
Exons: 6
Coding region: 1-1152 (383 amino acids)
Molecular function (GO): protein binding
Source: RefSeq, a predicted model, not a curated record
AUGUCCGUCUUCAAAGACCAUUAUCUCAAAAAGCAUUUAUCAGAAAACUGUCAAAUCCUCCUCCGUCCCGACGGAGAACGAGGAAUUUUCGCCUCCCAAGACUUAAAAUCAGGAGAUCUCCUUUUCCAAGAUAGACCUUUACUUCUGGGCCCUAAAAAUGCUGUCACUGCUGUUCAGUGCUCAUGCUGUUAUAAAUCUAAUGCGGAUUUAAAACCCUGCAGAAAGGGGUGCUCUUUGCCAUUGUGCGAAGAUUGUUCGAAGGACAAAGAAGAACAUGAACAAGAUUGCACGAUGCUGAGGAAUUUGGGUAUUUGUGAUACAAAUUCCUGGAGCCUGAACGUCCUCCGAGCUCUGACUCCGUUGCGUGCACUGCGUUUGCAAGAAAAAGAUAAAAACGUCUUGAAAUUAUUAAAAUCACUCAAGAACAUUCCAACUAGAGAUGAAUUGGAUAGUUUUUUGAGAUUAUUAGAUAAUCCUAAUAUCAUAGAUGUACAAGAUAUUGAAUUUAUGCAUCAAGUUUGUAGUAUUCUGCAAACUAAUUCUUUUGAAGUGCCUGUUGUCAACUGUGGGGUGGAAAUUAGUUAUAUCAGAGGCAUUUAUCCCAUGGCGGCUAUGUUGAAUCAUUCGUGUGCGCCGAACGUGCGCCAUUCUUUUGUUAAAGAAAAGGCAGAGGAUUCGGUAAAAGGGGGUGUACAAUUUUCGCCGAUUUUAGAAUUUCGUGCAAGACAAGAUGUAAAAUGUGGAGAAGAAUUAUUCAUUACCUACUGCGAUAUCACUGAUGUGACAUCAGUCCGGCUCAAAAAAUUGUCUUUGACUAAAGGAUUCUUGUGCAAAUGUCCAAGAUGCUCAGAUAGGACGGAAUUUGGCACAAAUAUUUCUGCAUUCAAGUGUGCGAACCAAGAUAAAGACUGUGCAGGUAUGAUGUUACCGCAGGAGCCCCUAAAAUUAUCUACAGAUUACAUUUGUAUAUCUUGCAACUUUAUUUUAAAUAAAGAUUUAGUAGAAGAUUAUCAAAAAUCUGCAACAGCAUUAUUGGCAACUUUGAAAAAUGGACAGUUAGACAAGAGUGAUAUAAAAUUGGCGAAUGAUUAUUUAAAUGAAGCAAAAGACAUUUUAAAAAAUGAUGUUACUGUUGUAUUAGAUGAUUAUUAA